AUGAAGAGGAUCUGGAAGAUCCUGCGUCGGCGGAACGUGGGGGUUCGGUCUGUGCCCUGUGAGAGCACGAGUGGCCAUGAACUCUGCCCAGAGGGACAAGACAAACUGCCGCCUGUGGAUGCCGGCAGCACCUCGGCCCAGGAGCAGCCCCUGGUGAAGAAGCCGGACACCAACUGGCACCACACAGCCAACAGAGCUUCUGGCUUUGGGCAGCAUGAACCCAGUCCCUCCAUGUAUGGACCUUCUGGAGUCGGGCAACGUGAACCCAGUCCCACCACGUCUGAAUCUUCUGGAGUCGGGCAACGUGAACCCAGUCCCUCCACAUCUGGACCUCCUGGGGUCAGGCAGGUGAGCAAAGCUGGAAGAAGAGAAAGAAAACUGGAGAAGGAGGCGGGAGAGCUGAGAAAAGCCCUGCAGGAAAAAACAACGGCUUUAGAGAAGGCAGACGCUGAAUUACAUGAGGCCCAGAGGCAGAUAGUGGAGCUGCGUGCUCUGCAGCUGAAGGAAGAACAGAGGAGCAAAGACACCAUCAGGAAGGUUGAAAGGCUGCAGAAACAACUGUCCCAGCUCCAAAGGGAAAAUCGUUCCCUCCGUGAGCAGUUGGCAGAGAUGGAGAAGAUCGGCAGAGAGCGAAUGAGAGCGGUCAGCGUCACUUACUGGAGGCAAACAGCAUCACCAGUGCUGCCCAACCUUCAUCUUCCUCGCACCCGCACCUGGGAGAAGAAGCACAGCAGCGCCGCCUUGCAGACUUUGUCCCUCCAAAAUCAGCUCAAAUGGAAUGAGAAAAACAUACCGUGGAAAUUUUUAUGAGGGACUUGUGGGAGCGGUGUUGACAUUUUUAGUAAGGUAUAAAUAUGAGCUUGUAACA
Molecule: messenger RNA, 868 nt
Organism: Cuculus canorus (common cuckoo)
Lineage: Eukaryota; Metazoa; Chordata; Aves; Cuculiformes; Cuculidae
Product: alpha-taxilin-like
Exons: 4
Coding region: 1-810 (269 amino acids)
Source: RefSeq, a predicted model, not a curated record